This is a messenger RNA of Psammomys obesus (fat sand rat), 2286 nucleotides long. RefSeq names its product armadillo repeat containing 7 (gene Armc7). Gene Ontology annotation, molecular function: protein binding. The record is from RefSeq and is a predicted model, not a curated record. Bases 291 to 887 code for a protein of 198 amino acids. The transcript has 3 exons. NCBI's taxonomy places the organism in Eukaryota, Metazoa, Chordata, Mammalia, Rodentia, Muridae.
CUCGGUGAGGGGUGUGCCUCCGGUUCCAGAAAGCCCCGGCGUGUCACCCGGGUUGAAUUUCAGUUUUCAGACCCGGCUCCCACAGGACCCUGAGACGCCUGCCCUCCCCGCCAGCGCAUCUCCAGCUGCCAAUCACUGCAGCUGGAUUGGCUGCAGUGUCCUGGAUUGGAACCCAGGACACAACUGGGUUAGCCUGCCGCUCUAUCGCUGCAGGGACAGGUCAGGAUCCAGGCGAGCGUUUCCCGCGGCCUCGCUGCUGCUUCCUUCCCGGCUCCUUCGCCGCUUCAGCCAUGGCACAGAAACCCAAGGUAGACCCCCACGUCGGGCGGCUAGGCUACUUGCAGGCGCUGGUCACGGAGUUCCAGGAGACCGAGAGCCAAGACGCCAAGGAGCAAGUCCUCGCUAACCUUGCCAACUUUGCCUAUGACCCGAGCAACUACCAGUAUCUACGGCAACUGCAAGUCCUGGACUUAUUCCUCGAUUCGCUGUCAGAAGAGAAUGAAACCCUGGUGAAGUUUGCUAUUGGGGGCCUCUGCAACCUGUGCCCAGACAAGGCCAACAAGGAGCACAUCCUGCAGGCAGGAGGCAUCCCACUCAUCACCAACUGCCUGUCUAGUCCUGACGAGGAGACGGUGUUAUCUGCUGUCACCACACUCAUGUUCUUGAGCUCACCGAGCACCCGCUCCCAUCCUGAGCUAACCUCCCUGCCCGUGGUCCAGUGCAUGCUGCGCUUUUCUCUGUCAGCCAACACGAGGCUUCGGAACCUGGCCCAGAUAUUCCUAGAAGACUUCUGUUCCCCAAGCCAGGUGGCUGAGGCCCACAGCCAGCAGGCCCAUUCUGCCCUGGGUAUCCCACUGCCAAAGAAUGAGGCCCCACAGCAGCCAUGAGACUCCAAGAUCCCGCCUGAGACCAGUCCUGGCACAGGUACAGGAAGAAGGCGGCUAACAGCAUCUUGAGGCCAUCCUGCCCAAGUGGUGCCCGUCAGCUGUGUGCAGCACAAAGUCUGAGCAUGGUGCACAUUUGCGUCCUAGAAAAGCAGGAGUGAUGAAGCCAGACUUGAGAUGCUUAGAGGAGAAAACCAAAGCAGGUCUGGCUUUCAUGGACUGGCACUCAACAAACUACAGACAGAAGACACUCUGGUGCCCCCAGGGCCCAGCUAACAUCCUUAUGUAAAAAGCUUUGCCCAUGGGUGUACUCAAAAGUAGCUGCUAGAACCGAGAUGUGGGAGAGUGAGCAGUACUGUGAGUGUCCCAAGUGAUUUUGAUGUCUAGAGAUCAGCUGGGUCUAGAGACCCAACUAGCUGGGAAGGUACUGAGGGGUGACUCCUCCAGUACAGAGUCUGGGCAUAGUAGACAUUGACAUGGUAGCUCUGCAGCCCAGAAACAACUGUCCACACAACUCUGCUCUCCACGAGGCACCAUGUAAGGAGUUCAGAGAUGAAGCCUCUGCCCCUCGCUGUCACAGCUCAGUGACAGUUCACUAAAUGGCUAUCAGGCGUUAGGAGUAAGGCUCUCCAGGUCUGGGGAGCAGACGAAAGACUGGAGAGCUGGGUGUGGAGGUUGCACACCUAGAUUCUUUGGAAAGGCCCUACAUGGGGUCCUGGGAUAGAGACACAGUGACUUCAGCUCUUCUUGUCAGUCUGUGGACUUUUCAUGUACCAGCUGCCAACUGUAGCAUCCUUGUCUCUUCAAAAAAGUUGCUCUGGCCCCCUCUGCCAUGAUCGGAACCUUCUGACACUCAGGCGAAAGCCCUGGGCAUGCACCCUUCCUGAGCUAUCCAGAGCUGCUUCCCGCCACUCUCCCAGGAGCCGCCAGCCUCCAGCAGCAGCUGCCAACCCCUUAGGACCCUGAUGCAGACCUUGAGUAAAGACACCUAGAAACUAGAUGCCAGCAAGCACAGUGGCUCAACAGAGGCAGAAGGAUAGCCCUGAGUUUGACACCAGCUCACCUAGGGAGUUCCUGGUCAACUUGGAUCAUGGAGUAAGAACCUGUCACAAAGAAAAGUAACAAGGACAGCGAGAUUCUGUAACUGGUGACCUCUCCCACCUCUGCCAGUGAGAGGAACAAAAUGAAACUAAGGGGAAAGAGUGAAAGGAGAGCAGGCCUGAUGAGAAGGAGAUCGACAAGUUGUGGAGGGGGCUGCCAGUGGAGCCACUGGAUGAGGGAGGGGGGAGGCCUCUUAGCAGGGAGUCCCCCCAGGCACUGGUCAUUUUUUUGUCCUCGAAAAAAGGGCCUUCAAAGAACCAGAGCCUUGGUUUUGAUUUUUAUUAAAAACCUACUGACUGAU